Molecule: messenger RNA, 1474 nt
Organism: Morus notabilis
Lineage: Eukaryota; Viridiplantae; Streptophyta; Magnoliopsida; Rosales; Moraceae
Exons: 6
Coding region: 108-1379 (423 amino acids)
Source: RefSeq, a predicted model, not a curated record
UAUCAGUCAAUCAAAAGUUACUCACUUUCAUCUUCUCCUUCUCUCGCAAGCUUCUCCUUCCUUCAUAAUUGCUUGCACUGUCUGUAAUCACCGACCACUGCGCGAUCAUGGCGUCCGAUUCCUCUGCCCUCGCUCUCUUCCUCUUCUCCAUUUUCGCUUCUCUUCACUUGUUCGCCGGCGCCGUCGUCGUGAUUGAAGACGGAUACACGGUGAAGACGGUGAUCGACGGCCACAAGCUCAAGAUAAACCCUCACUCGGUGAUGCUUCGUCCUGGAUCGUCUGAUUUGGUCGUCCUUGAUUCUUCCGGUAGUGCCUUCUACACUGUACGGCUUCCCACUUCGAAAGAUAGUGUCGUUAAACGGUUUUCUGGAAGUGGAACCGUCGCGGGAUAUUCUGAUGGUGAACCGGAAACGGCCCGGUUCAAAAAUCCCGAGAGCUUUGCGAUAGAUUUGAAAGGGAAUAUUUAUGUCGCCGAUCAGAAGAACAAUGUGAUUAGGAAGAUCACUGAUACAGGCGUUAGUACAAUUGCUGGUGUGAACAAGAAGAUAGGCAAGGAUGAUGGGCCAGGACAGAACGCAACGUUUUCGAAUGAUUUCGAGCUGGUUUUCGUUGCGGAGAAAUGCGCGUUGCUGGUCUCAGAUCACGGGACUAUGUUGGUGCGGCAGAUUGAUCUCAAGGCUGAGGAUUGUGUUGGGGGCUCUGGUUCCGGUCAUGGAUUGGGAUCAGUUUCAGUUUGGAGUGUGGUAGUAGCAGUGGUAGUGGCAUGCAUAGUUGGGAUUGUUGUUGGGUUAGCAGUAAGGCCUUACAUCCUCUCUCGUGAAGGCACCAGGAUGCAGUGCUUCAGCGAGACAUGGAAGCUUUGCCUAAUCAAUCUGGGGAAGCAAGUUCAGAUACCCUGCUUCGUCAUCAGAAGCGCAGUUGCUAACUCCGUUUUGGUUUUCUCCUUGUUGGAGAGGCUCCUUUGGCUGGGCCUUUCUCAUCUAUCCCUUUUAUUUAGUACUAAUUAUCUCGCACCCCAAGUUUCUCCAAAGGACCGAGCAAUGCUCGACAGUGAUAAAGUUGAUAGUAGUAGUUGUAGCGGUCUUGGUAGUGGUAGUGGUAGUGAGAUGAUGAACUCCCAGAAGUACGCUGAUCAACUGAAGGACUUAAUAAAUUUUGAUGGUAGUUUGGAGUUAACAAAUUCUGCGAGUACCCAAAUGAUCGACCAAGGAGGAGAAUAUCAGGAGGGACGUGAUGUUGUUUUGUCGGACUGCCAUGGGAAUGGGAGGAUAGACACUAUGAUAAAAACUAAUAUUAACUGUUUUGCAGAGGUGGCUAAAGAAACUGCUCUAAUAGAGGGAACUUUGUUGGGCAGCUCAGGUUUAGUCAAAAGAAGAUGAAAGAAAUGAGACUUUAAAAGCUCUGCUUCAUGUUGUAAUGACUUUUAUAUAUUUAGUUUGAAGUUUGUAAAUCUAUGAACCUCUUUUUUAUCAAA